AUGACGUCAGGCAAACACCCUGCAAUCACCUAUGUCUUCGAAGCAGAUGAAACAGAGGGCAUUCAAGAAAGCGCAAAUUUAGAAAACGAUUCGGACGUGGUGAAAAGAAGACGACCGGAACCUACGCCCAAGAAAAGUUCUUCAUUUCGUAUAAACACGAUCAGAGCAAAGACUGACAGACUGGCCGGUGGAAUGAACGCCACGCAGAUGAUGGACAACCCUAUCUGUGUCCCGCCUGAUAAAUCUUACAGAGCAAACUACGUGUCUUCAAAUAAGCUGAAGCGUCAGGGAUGUGUUGUGGGAGAGGAGGGAAUUUAUGAGAAUAUCAAGAGCCGUAAAGGUUGCUAUGGGGAAAUACACGUUUUCAUGGUAGCAGAUGUGGAUACUAUCCCUGUAGUUGGAGGAAAUACAACCCUUAUAUGCACCUACUCACCCAAGGCCCCCGAUCGCGAAGUACGAUUGAAAGAUGGAAGUGAUUCCCCUCUGGCAUCACUGGACUGCGAGAAUGGGAUAUGCCAGAUGCCGCCAAACGAGGUGUCUAUUAAAGGAGAUCUGGUGAGAAAUUUGACAGCCAAUGAAACCACGGAUGUGACCUGCAUAGCUAAGGGCGCCAGACCUCCUGCUUCACUUCAGUGGAUCAUCCCGAAGUCCGUACAAUUUUCGUAUAUCACGAGGCAGACCAAUGUUAUAAGAGAAAACUCUUACGUCUCUUUGAGGAAGGAGAGCCUGAGACCGUCUAGGGAUGCCCAUGGAGUGAGACUCAUUUGCAAAGUGUUGCAUCCACAACUUCACGAACCUAUUGAGAAAUCAGUUCUUCUCAACGUUGAAGCCCCACCAACUUCCGUAGAGAUCUCCAUACCAUCAAGACCGAUCAGAGACGAUGGAACCGGCGUUCAUAAUAUCAUCAUCUUCAAAGGCACCCUCACCAACAUCACAUGUACCAGCAAUGGGUCUCGUCCAGUUGCCAAUAUUUCAUGGACACUGAACGCCAACGAAAUCAGCAAUGACGUCACAUCUCACUUUACGUAUAACCCAGUAGAUGAUAGCUUUUAUGAUACGACAAGUGUAAUGCAAAUUCAACCAGCAAGGCGCCACCAUAAUCAGGCUCUACGCUGUCUGGCUAGGGUUGGCAAGACCCAGCUUGAAACAGAAGCGAGGUUGCUUGUUUAUGAGACUUCGGACCCUCCAGAGAUACAUUUCCCUAAUAAACUGGUGGAGGGCGAUGUUACCAAUGUCACCUGCUCAACAGACAAUGGAUACCCACAACCUUUGAUCCGCUGGUAUAUAGGAUCCAGGAACAUCACCAACCAAUCUUGGCCAAAUCAAAUACCUAGUGACCAUGGAAGAGCUGACAUCACGAGUGUACUCGAGUUUACACCAGCGAAAUCGGACAAUGGAAGGAACCUGACAUGUGAAAUCAUACAAGAAAUGACAUUCACUGCUUCACCUAGACAGUCUCAGAAAGCUCGGAAGACUCUUGACAUUCUUUAUCCGCCUGUCAUUCAUGAACUUACUUUUCGGCAAUUGGUCACCGAUGUUACUUUCACUUGCCGAUCAGAUGCCAGCCCGCCUGCCUCCCAAUUCACCUGGUUUCGUAACGGGUCAAGUUUGGACGCCAGCAAUGGACACCAACAGCAACGUACUGAUCAUCACGAGGGGAAUACAACAUCCUCAAGCAAGUUAACCAUUCAACAUGUUACUACGUCUGAUCAAGGGAAAUAUAAGUGCGAAGCGUCAACGAAUCUUGGUCGUGGCAGCUCGGCUAUCAACUACACAUUUGCUUCUACUCCACAGGCGCCAUCUAACCUUAUAGUACAUCAAAAGCAGACGACAUUUUCGACCAUCACUGUCGCCUGGCAACCGGGCUUCUAUGGCGGGGUCCAACAAACCCAUGCCCUUCAAUGCUGUACACACGAAAAACAAGAUCCGGAUCACGAAGAGUGUUAUCAUCAAACAGGCAUAAAUAGUACAAAUUAUACUCUACGGAGUCUAAAGCCAUACACCCGUUACGAAAUUAUUUUGUGGUCUGCUAACAGCGCGGGAAAUAGCAGUCAGAGGAAGAUCGUUGCUUCUACAGCACCAUUAACACCAAUACAAUAUGGAGUAUAUAUCACCCGGAAAAAAUCGGAGGAAAUUUUGACCAUUUCGAAUACAGACCAACCCAUAGAGGACCUUUGCUUUGUCAUCUUGCGGAAUAGGUCCGAAUGUUCCUCUCUGAAUGAAACAAAGUGCUUUGACCCUGGCACUAAGGUCAACGACAUAGACCCGGAUGAUGACCUAGCGGUGGUGACCUUUGGCAGGGGCUUGUGCAGUGAACCUUCAAAUUCUAUAGGCAUGAUAGAGGCGGCAGCAUCAAAAAUUCCGUUUUUCUUGGGCAUCAUUUGGUGUGUGGUAGCAGCUUCUAUUGUCAUCCUGCUACUCUCAUUGGGGCUGCUGUUCUCUGUAAGACGUUGUUUCUUUAUCAAGAAGACCGAUAAUCCAAGAACAGAAAUAGUUAGUCGACCAAGAGAUUCCCAGACCUUGGUGGAUGGGAAUCAAGUGUCUAGCAACAUCAGUCAACAAGAACAUAACUUAUCCGUCAGAGCUUUACCUGCGAUUCCCAAACCCCGAAUAACUCACACAUACAAUACCACAGUUCAACCUGAAGGGGACAAUGAAGACCAAAGGGUAGAAAGUGUGGCAGAAGGAGAUGAGGAGGAGUUUAAGCCGGUAAUUCCUGACAUAGCAUCCACCUCCCAGAAGAGGAACGAAGAUGGGUUAGUUUACAUCGAUCUCUCACACGACCGUACCGACCGCCCAUUACCAACUCAAAGAAGAUUUACAGGCGGCAUAACUUACGCAUCUCUCGACCGUGAAGCAAUGACCGCCCUCAAGACAAAUGGAAACAUACCAAGCCCUGCGAUGCCCAAUGAAGACAGCUUAGUCCGCACUGAUCGAAAUCGAGAUAGUGACAUUGCCCAUGUUUCGGGCUUGUCCGAAACUGAUCAUGCCGAUGAAACGGUAACCGAAAAAUCUGUCGUAACAACCGCAAAUAAAUCAAAUGACAAAGGCGCAAGGAAGAUGGACGUCAUUCAAGAAACCUCUGUGGCGUUACCAGUUACCAAGCGAUUAGAUGAGGAUGGUAUGAUUUACCUCGAUAUUUCCCAUAACAGCGUGCGCUAUCCAAGACCAGCCCUGGAUCGAUCUCGAGAAGGUACUGUCUAUGCAUCACUCGACUAUGAUGUCAUGGAAACCCAUCAGAAGGAGAACGCUAGCCCCUCUUCAUCGACCAAAAGAGAUCCAGAAGACCUGGUCACAGAAAACGAUCUACUUUACAUUAAUAUUUCCCAAUAAUAAAACACCCCUGCUGUGUGACGUAUCCUCCCAGACCAAAUUCUUCCCAAUUGACUUCAAGCCUUGCCACAUCAGUUAAAAGCAGGAAUGGGACAAGGAGAGGGAUGCCACCCAAUCACGUUUCUGUAUAUACGCACGACCCACCAGAAAACUAUCGUUUGGCAAGAGCCGGUCAUUUCUUCCAUACGUCUUGUAUCCGUGGAACAAUAAUUUUGCAUUACCACGGGAUUAAUUCUGCUGCUCGGCUGCCCUUUGUUGGACACUUGCUUGUACUUUUUAUUCUUCAUAUCAUAUCUUGAAUCUAUCAAAGAAUACAUAUUUUUAGUGGUAGUUGUGCCCUUGUGUUGAACUACAAGUUCAACUCUCUUCACCAUCAAGCAGAUUAAGAGGAUUUUUUCACAGAAUGUAUGUAAAUAUGUAAUUUAUAGAAAUGGUAGACAAAAUAUGGAUGGGGAUAGACUAUGUUUCCGUGACUGAUCACAGUGAACACGGAACCAUUGGAACCAGUUAUAUCGAUAAUUCCAAAUAAAAAUGUAUAGAAAAUUUAUCACAUUUAUGUUUUGUAAAGCAAAUACAUAUUUUUCUAAAUAUAGUGU
Messenger RNA from Lytechinus pictus (painted urchin), 3929 nucleotides. RefSeq lists its product as uncharacterized. The transcript is spliced from 15 exons. Gene Ontology annotation, molecular function: protein binding. The record is from RefSeq and is a predicted model, not a curated record. Bases 1 to 3333 code for a protein of 1110 amino acids. Lineage: Eukaryota; Metazoa; Echinodermata; Echinoidea; Temnopleuroida; Toxopneustidae.